Nematostella vectensis (starlet sea anemone) is the source of this 1147-nucleotide messenger RNA. RefSeq names its product ankyrin repeat-containing protein DDB_G0279043-like. Gene Ontology annotation, molecular function: protein binding. The record is from RefSeq and is a predicted model, not a curated record. Lineage: Eukaryota; Metazoa; Cnidaria; Anthozoa; Actiniaria; Edwardsiidae. The transcript is spliced from 5 exons. Bases 293 to 1147 code for a protein of 284 amino acids. Gene Ontology annotation, cellular component: nucleus; cytoplasm.
UUUUUCCACACCUAUAUUCCCUGAUAGAUUUCUUUUUAUCAAUUUUUCACAGUCUAGGCAACUGAGUUAUGCAAGUUUAUGAUCAAUCUGUCAUACAUGAUACAAAUCCAUCUACGAACGCAUACAAAAAGCAAUAAACAAUCCCUACAGUGUAGUGGAACCCGAACUUUUGUUUGUUACGCUUUGAGCGCACUAUCGAAUGCAAAAUAACAUACUGAUGGGGCCAGAGCUUAUGACAACAGGUUUGACCUAAAGCUCCCUCCAUUUAGCUCAGACCUCGCCACAGUUCAUUAUGGUAAUAAAUUCCAUUUAUAAUGUUUUAACACAGGUUUUAUUAUCAAGAUCAUAUUCACCCUCAAUAAUGGUAAAAAAAGCGCCAAAGCCCCCGAGACCCCCCAAGCCCAACAAAACAAACGAUAAGAAAAAGAAGAAGAAAAACGAUAAAAACGUGGAGCUAGUCAUGGUGAACGGCAAGGCAAAGGAGGCGGAUUUGGAUGAUGACGAGAGCGAGCAGCCAUUAAAGACAACAGUUGAGGGCACUAAACAAGAACAGCUUUGCGCUGCUGCGUACAUGGGGGACAAGGAGACAGCCAUCAAAUUACUAGACAAGGGAGUCGACAUCAACUGUGCCGACGAGUACGGCAAGACCCCGCUACACCACGCAACGACAGGCAAACGCAUAGAGUUCGUUGAGUUUUUACUGAGUCGCGGAGCGGAGCUUACGAAACAAGACCAGAGAGGUGACACACCCUUACACGCGGCGGUUAGGACUGGUGACGAGGCGAUAGUCAAGACGCUGGUGUCAAAUGAGAAGUGCAACGUGAAUGCGAAAGGGCGAGGUCUUUGUACACCUCUACACAUCGCAUGCGGAAUGGAUAAGCUCAAGAUCUGCAAGUUGCUGAUAGAGCACGAGGCACGAAUCGACCUGAAGGACGAAGACAAAAUGACACCGCUGGGUCACGCGGUGGAGAAAGGUGCCAAGAACACAGCGGAGUAUAUCUUUAGUAUUGGUAAGAGCACAAACAUGGCAAGGGAUACUCUAAGCACAGCACUUGGCCGCCAUUACAGGCUCCAAACGGUGCGUCGAGUGCAUUUUGAUAAAGCACCCAGACUGUUUGAACAGUGUCGACGAAGAUCAGGUACGUAA